Molecule: messenger RNA, 4675 nt
Organism: Mauremys reevesii (Reeves's turtle)
Lineage: Eukaryota; Metazoa; Chordata; Testudines; Geoemydidae
Gene: ARMC5
Product: armadillo repeat containing 5
Exons: 6
Coding region: 28-3957 (1309 amino acids)
Biological process (GO): anatomical structure morphogenesis
Cellular component (GO): cytosol
Molecular function (GO): protein binding
Source: RefSeq, a predicted model, not a curated record
UGCUCUUGGCCUUGGGCCUCUCCCGCGAUGGCCGCCGCAGCCGGGGGGAGUUGCCCCGCCGAGUCGCUGGGCUACUGCCUGGCCCAGCUGCGGGGCGGGGCCGAGCCCGGGCUGGGCCGGGCCCUGCUGGCCCUGCGGACCCGGCACAUCAAGCAGCCCGGCGGGAUCGAGCGGUUCCGGGCCCGCGGGGGGCUGGGGCCCCUGCUGGGGCUCCUGGCUGGGGCCCUCCGGCCCCGCCGCACCCUCGACCUGGCCCUCAGCAUCCUGGGCAACUGCUGCACCGAGGGCGGGAGCCGGGCCCAGGUGCGGGAGCUGGGGGGGAUCCCCUCGCUGGUGAAGAUCUUGAAAUCCCUUGGAGUCGAAAGUAUCCACAACCGGACAGCACGGGCCCUGGGCAACCUGGCCAUUGAUGUAGAGAACCUGCAGGCUAUCCAUGAUGCCGGCGCGGUGCCACCCCUGGUGCAAGUCCUUGCCAGCUCCCAGGACAGCGAGUGCCUACAGAGCAUCAUUCGGGCCCUGCGCAACCUGGGCGCCACCCCAGCGCACCGCCUGGCGCUGGCCCAGCAGGGUGCAGUGCGGGUCAUCUCCGAGCGCCUGGCUGCCAGCCCCGACGACCCCGCCCUGGCUGCUGCGGCCGCCCGGGCCCUGCUAGAGCUCACCAAGGGCUGCAGCCGGGACUGCGCCGAGCAGCUGAGCCUGGGGGGCGGGGUGGCGCCCCUGGUGGCGUUAGCCGGGCACAGCAAGCGGGCGGUGCGGGAGGCGGCCAUCUCGGCGCUGUCCAAUCUCUGCCUGCAGGGCAUGCUGCGGCCGGCGGUGGGCAACGCCGGGGGCGUGGCAGUGCUGGUGGGGGAGAUCCAGCGCCGGCGCGGAGCGGGAGCCACCGGCGCCAUCCUGCAGCCCCUGGUCAGGGCACUCUGCCUGCUUUGCCGGGAGGCGAUGAACCGCAGCCGGGUGCGGGAGGCCGGUGGGCUGGAGCUGCUGCUGGCGCUGCUGCAGGAUGGGCGCCAGCGAGGCUGCCACGCCCGCGUAGUCAUGGCCUUCGUGGCCUUCUUCUACGACCAGGAGGCGCUGGAGGUUCUGCAGGCCGGCGGGCUGGUGGCCCUGCUGGUGGAGCGGCUGGUGGCCCAGGGCCAGUGGGCUGCGCGCUGCGAGGAGGCGGCCAAGGAAGAGGAGGGAGAAAGCGAGGACGAGCGGGAUGCUGCCUCCUUUGACUUCCCCGCCGAGGGGCGACGGGAAAGCGGGGCACCAGAAGGGGAGUCACCCAGUUUCCAGAGACUCAGGUCCUGGCUGCUCUCCGAGGGUUACAUUGCCAGUCCCGGCGACCUCUCCCCGCAGUGGUCCCCCGACGGCUCCCUCAGCCCCACCCUCGAGCUGCAGGACGACACGCCGGGACCUGGCCGGCUGCCUGCAGGGCUCAGCUCGCCCACCCCCUUAGCUCCUCCGUCGUUGGAUCCGGCUGCCAGGGUGCAGUGCUUGGCACCCGUGGCAGAGCCGGACUCAACCGGGGCUGAUGGGAGCCAUGUGGCAGAGACGCCAGGUGCUGAGGCACCAGCCUUGGCACGUUUGGCUACAGCCAGAGCUGACAGGCACCAUCCAGCAGCGUUACUGCCAGGCGGGGCACCGCGUUUAGCUGCCAGGCCACGUAUGGCAUUGCCAAAUCCAGUCAGGACGGGCGAGCACAGCGCAGCCCCCGUGGUGCUGCUGGCUACACCAAAGUCCACUGGGACCAAGAAAGAUCAUCUGGCACAGAUUGCACCGGAUGCUGCCGGCAGCGCCCAGGACCUGCAGGUUCAGUUGCCGCUAUCGGCGACCCCGAAUGAGGAGCUCUCGCCAAACUUCGCUCUGACUGACCUGCAAAAUCCAGCACGGUUCCCGGCUGCAGCAGCCACCGAAGAGUUGUGUCCAGGCAUGCUGGUUCCAGCUGGGCCUGGCUGGCACGUCACGGCACCAUCAGACAAGCCAGGCCCAGCACUGGCACCACCAAUUCCCACCGGGACCAGCCAGUCCGAUCCGGCACCGAGCCCCGUUCCUGAGCAUCCAAUGUCACCAAUUCCCACCAGGGCCAGCCCGUCUGAUCCGGCACCGAGCCCCGUUCCUGAGCAUCCAAUGUCACCAAUUCCCACUGGGGCCAGCCAGUCCGAUCCAGCACCGAGCCCCGUUCCCGAGCAUCCAAUGUCACCAAUUCCCAUGGGGACCAGCCGGUCCGAUCCGGCACCGAGCCCCGUUCCUGAGCAUCCAAUGUCACCAAUUCCCAUGGGGACCAGCCAGUCUGAUCCGGCACCGAGCCCCGUUCCUGAGCAUCCAGUGUCACCAAUUCCCACCGGGGCCAGCCAGUCUGAUCCGGCACCGAGCCCCGUUCCCGAGCAUCCAAUGUCACCAAUUCCCACUGGGGCCAGCCAGUCCGAUCCGGCACCGAGCCCCGUUCCCGAGCAUCCAAUGUCACCAAUUCCCAUGGGGACCAGCUGGUCCAAUCCGGCACCAAGCCCAAUUCCCAAGGAUCUGCGUCUGGUUUCUCCGAUUCCUGCCGGGACUGAGCAGCGCCUCCUUGCCAAUGACUUCCUGGAGCCCCAGCCCGCUGCUUUCUCCUCGCGACGCCGCAGCAAAUCACGUCCCCAUCCGGACGCGGCCCCCUGCACGCCGGCUCCGUUCCAUCCCCUGGGCGAGAUCCUGGCCCCGCAGUUCUUGCUGUGGGGUGGGGAGGAGGAGCUGUCGGCCCCCGAGGCACCGGCCCUGCUACUGCUCUCCCGGUUCUCCCAGGCCGAAGACCCCAGCCGCAGCCUGGUGACUGGCCCAGUGCUGCAGGGGCUGCUGGCCUAUGUCACCGGAGCCCCAGCCCCGCUACCCCGCUGCCUGCGGCUGCUGCACCGGCUCACGUGCAACCCCAUCUGCCUGGAGGCGUUCGUGCGCUGCCACGCCCCCUCCCUGCUGCGGGCCUGGCUGGUGCUGGGCGUGCCCCCAGAGGAGGCUGCCGCCGUGGGACAUGAGACCCCCAGAAGUCCAGGCAGCGGGUACCGGCGGUUCAAGGAGUUGGGCGAGACCCUGCUGUGCAAUCUGUGCGUCCAGGCUGAGUCGGCCUUCGGGGCGGGCGUCCUCACUCACAUGCUGCUUUCGGGCGCGGAGGCCGACCAAGUGGCCUGUGCCAUGGCCCUGCCCCUCAUCUGCAGGAAGAAGUCCCUCUGCCGGAGGCUGCUCCUGGAGCACUCUGGCCUGCGCCUCCUGCUGGCUGCCUUGACACGUGGCGCCGACCCGCCCUUCACCUUCUACGCCGUGGACUCGCUCUCCCUGCUGCUGGGUGCUGCCGCCCCCCUCCCUGCCCCGCCCGCCCCCAAGCGCUCCCGGCUGGCAGCCUCCCCGCCGUGCCCCUACGAGCGGCUGGUGAAGGCGAGCGGGGCGGACCUGCAGUUCCGGUUGGACUCGGGCACCCCGGUGCCGGCCUCGCGCCAGGCUGCGUGCGCCGGCUCUGACGUCCUGCGGGCCAUGCUGGCGGGCGGGUUUGCUGAGGCACGCCAGGCCCUGGUGCCCAUCCGUGGGGUGGCACCUGCCCCCUUCCUGGUGCUGACCCACUUCCUGCAUGGCUGCCGGGGCGAGCCGUGCCAGGCCCUGGGGGGCCCGUUCCCACCCGGCGAGGGGGAGCUGGCGGAGCAGACGCUGGCGGUGGCCGAGCAGUUCCUGCUGCCCGAGCUGCAGGAGCUGGUGGAGGAGGCGUUGUGCCGGCAGUACCUGUGCCCGGGCGCCAGCCUGGACCAGCUGUACCGGCUUGGGGAGCGGCUGGGCCGGGGGCAGCUGCUGCGGCGCUGUGCCCGCUACAUCCUGCUGGGGGCGUCGGAGGAGCCCACCAGCCGAGCGGCCGCGCUGGCGCGGAUCCUCCGAGUCACCGGAGACCCCAAGGGACUGGCCCAGGAGCUGCUGGAGGUUGCCAUGGAGACGCCAUGGGGAGUGGGCACUGAUGGGACCUAGGCUGGGGGCUGGCUGAGGGCACUACCCAUGCCCCUCUGGGUGGGGGGCUGGCUGAGGGCACACUCUGUACCCCUCUCGGGGUGGGGCGGGUGUUGGGAAUAGAGGAGUUUGGAGGUCAGAGAGCUGUGGGGAGGUUGAUGCUUAGGAUAGUGGCGGGGACUGAGUGGGAGAAAUGGGGUAAUGGCAAGGUAAGGAAUGGGGAUAUGGGACCCCAGCGAUGAGAGGAAUCAGGGCAAUGGGGACGAGCCACUGACCCCCAGGAAAGUUUGAAAUCCCUUCUCUGUUGGGUGAGUCAUUCCCCCCCGGCCAUGGCACAGGGUGGGAUCCUGCCUGCAACCUCCCCUGAGGAAGGGAUUGUGGCGUAUUGGGGGGGUGCCCCUACUUUUGUGGCACAGGGCACCCCAAUUCCCCACCUGAGGCCACGGAGAGCAGUUGGGGGCGGGGCUUGACUGGACGGGGCUCAGUCCCUGAUCUGCAGGGUACCCCUCGGUCACUGGGGCAGGGCAGUGUGUGCUUUGUCUGCACAGGGAGAUGCCCCCGCCUUGUUUCCUAGGUCCCAGGUAGGGCAGCUGCGGGGGGUGCUUAGCAGUACCCCCCAUGCUGUGGGGAGCAGCGGCCGGGACGCUGCUUUCUGCUGGCAAGGGGCUGGGUGUGUACCACUGGAAUGUAUUGAAUAAGCUCCUGUACGUGGAGAAAUACAGGCUGGGCUUCACCACGC